CAAGGACCCAUCUCCUAGAGAGAGAAAACUGUGACUUUGAGCCUUACAGGUAGAGAGAGAAAAUGGGGUAAGGUGUUCUGUUAUCAUUAUCUCUGCUGCAUAUGAGGUACCCUUUGCCGGAUUCAUUGUUUUUGGGGGUGUGGCUGAUGCAAAAUAGAAUAAAGUUUGGAUCUUUUUGCUGGUUUCUUCAUGCCCAUUUGCUCAGUUCGAUGAUUUGGUGUCUCAUUUGACUGGUUGGUAGACGUGGCGGAGCUGAUCAGUGUUUGGUUCACUUUUUGUCCUGAUUUUGAAUUGUGGAGCUUCUGGAAUAAGUUCCAUAUGCAAUAAGAUACUUGAGUUGUACCCAAUUGAGCAGGUAAAAAAGGAGGAGAAACAGACUAAAGAGUCUCAAAUUAAACCAACAUUGGUGGUGGAAAUUUAUAGGCUGAUAGUCUGGCCUGGAUCCAAUAUCAGGCUUUGGCCAAAUCAAAUCCAGCUUUGCUAUUGUUCUUUGCUGGAGUUAUGGCGACCUUGUUACACUCUGAGUCCAGGCGCUUAUAUUCUUGGUGGUGGGACAGUCACAUUAGCCCAAAAAAUUCAAAAUGGCUUCAGGAAAAUCUUACAGACAUGGAUGCCAAGGUAAAAGCAAUGAUCAAGCUUAUUGAAGAGGAUGCAGACUCAUUUGCAAGGAGGGCAGAGAUGUACUAUAAGAAACGACCAGAACUCAUGAAGUUAGUUGAGGAGUUCUACCGAGCAUAUCGUGCAUUAGCUGAGAGAUAUGAUCAUGCAACGGUGGAGCUACGCCAGGCCCAUAAAACCAUGGCAGAAGCAUUUCCCAACCAAGAACAUUACUUGCUGAGUGAUGAUUCACCAAGCAGUUCUUCAGGCCGUGAAGCUGAACCACACACCCCAGAAAUGCCACAUCCAAUCCGUGCAUUGCUGGAGUCAGUUGACCUACAGAAAGAUGCAUUUGGGUUUUCUUCAAUCCAAAAUAAUUUAAAAAGGAAUGGAGGGAGUUUAGAAGGAUCUGACAACAGUCUAAGCCAAAAGGGACUAAAGCAGCUGAAUGAGAUUUUUGGGUUCUCUCAGUUAUCAGCUGAAAAACAGAAUGUGAAGUCCCAGAACCUUUCUGAGUCUGAGCAUGCAGGGAGAGAAGAAAGUGAAGUUCAAACCUUAAGGAAAGCUCUGGCAGAUAUACAGUCUGACAAGGAUUCUAUCUAUCUUCAGUAUCAGAAGAGUUUGGAGAAGUUGUCUGAAAUGGAAAAAGAGCUUAAUAAAGCACAAAAAGAUGCUGGAGGCCUUGAUGAACGAGCAAGCAAAGCUGAAAUUGAAAUCAAAAUAUUGAAGGAAGCCCUAGCAGAGCUUAAAUCUGAGAAGGAUGCUGGUUUGGUUCAGUACAACCUAUGUCUGAAAAGGAUAACUAGCUUGGAGGGUAUGAUAUCUCUGGCCCAGCUGGAUGCAAAGGGAAAUGAUGAGAGGGCUUCUAAAGCUGAAACUGAAGCUAAAAAUCUUAAGCAAGAACUUGCUACGUUAGAGGCUGAGAAGGAUGCUGGUCUUCUUCAAUAUAAACAAUGUCUUGAAAAAAUCUCUGUUCUGGAGGCCAAGAUUACCCUUGCUGAGGAGAAUUCCAGGAUGCUAAAUGAGCAAAUUGAAAAAUCAGAGCUGGAAGUUAAAUCACUAAGGAAAAAUCUUGCUGAACUGAGUGAAGAGAAAGAAGCUGUAGCUGUCCAGUACAAGCUGUGCUUGCAGAAAAUAUCUACAUUGGAGAGUGAAAUUUUGCAAGCCCAAGAAAUGUCUGAACGGUUGAAUAGAGAAAUUGAGAUUGGUGCUGAAAAACUGAAGAUUGCUGAAAAACAUUGUGAUAUAUUGGAGAAAUCAAAUCGAUCUCUUCAGCUAGAGGCUGAUGAUCUAUUGCAGAAGAUUUCUAUGAAAGAUCAAAAGCUUCUAGAGAAGCAUACUGAGUUAGAGAGAUUGCAGACACUGAUGCAUGAGGAACAUUCUCGUUUUCUUCAAAUUGAAUCUACUCUCCAUACUCUGCAGAAGUCGUACUCUCAAUCGCAAGAGGAGCAAAGAUCUCUUGCUUUGGAGCUUAAACACGGCCUUCAGCUGUUGGAGGAUUUAGAGCUUUCCAAACAUGGUUUUAAGGAAGAAAUGCAACAGAUUGUGGAAGAAAACAGGACUUUGCAUGAACUUAACUUCUCUUCCACUUGGUCAUUAAAAAAUCAGCAAAUGGAAAUCUCCAAGUUGAAGGAGAUCAAAGAGAAACUUGAAUGGGAGUUUGCUGUUAAAGUUGAUGAAAGUAAUUUCCUCCAACAAGAAUCAUGUCAAAUAAAGGAUGAAAUCCAGGAUUUGAAUAAUAGAUAUCAGGCCAUACUGGAAGAACUAGGCUCUGUAGGUUUGAAUCCUAAAUCUUUUGCAGCAUCUGUGAAGGAUUUACAGAAGGAGAAGUCAAUCCUAAAAGAGGUGUGCAAAAUGGAGAAAGAUGAAAAAGAAGCUCUCCUUGAAAAAUCUAGAGAUAUGGAUAAGCUAUUGAGUGAAAAUGCCUUUAUGAAAUCUUCCCUGUCAAGUUUGAAUGAUGAGCUGGAUGGAUUAAGGGAUACAGUGAAGAAAUUUCAAGAGUCCUGCCGUGUCUUGCAGGAAGAAAAAUCCAUUCUUGUUGCUGAAAAAUCAGCUUUGCUUUUACAGUUACAAAUUAUCACUGAAAGUAUGCAGAAACUAUUGGAAAAGAAUACCUUGCUGGAGAAAUCCCUUUCUGAUUCAAAAAUCGAUCUUGAAGGUUUACGGGCUAAAUCAAGUAGCUUGGAAGAAUUUUGCAAUUUGCUAAAUAAUGAGAAGCACAAUCUUCUGAAUGAAAGAAGCAUCCUGGUAGCUCAAUUGGAGAGUGUUGAAGCAAAACUAGGUAACCUGGAAAAAAGGUUUACAAAAUUAGAAGAAAAAUAUUCUGAUAUGGAGAGAGACGAAGAAAGCAGAGUCAUUCAAGUAGAAGAACUUCGUGGUUUGCUUUUGGCACAAAAAGAAAAGCAUACUAAUCAUAAACAUUCAAGUGAAGCCCGAAUGACAAAUUUGGAGAAUCUUAUUUUUCGGCUACAGGAAGAACGACGAUUGGGGAAAAUUGAAUUUGAAGAAGAACUUGAUAAGGCUGUAAAUGCUCAAGUUGAGAUGUUUAUUUUGCAAAAAUGUAUUGAAGACUUGGAGCAGAAGAACAUGGGUUUAUUAAUUGAAUGUCAAAAACAUAUUGAGGCAUCAAAAUUUUCUGAUAAAGUUAUCUCUGAGUUGGAGAGUGAAAACCUUAUGCAACAGAUGGAGCUAGAGUUCCUUUUAGAUGAAAUUAGAAAGUAUAAAAUGGGGAUUCUUCAAGUGUUUGGGGCUCUUCAGGUUGAUCCAAAUGGAGGGCAUGAGAAAGGGAUCAAGCAAGAGGAAAUGCCUAUAUUGCAUAUUUUGAAUAAUAUUGAGGGACUGAAAGGUUCUCUUGUGAAAACCCAAGAAGAGAAGCAGCAGCUACUUGUGGAGAAUUCUGUCCUACUAACUAUACUUUUGCAACAAGAAUCUGAGGGAGAAGAACUGGAGUCAAAGACAAGGAUCCUAGAGCAAGAGUUUCAAAUCACAAGAGAGGAGCAUGCAAUGCUGCAGAAGGUUAAGCUUGAACUUCUGGAGAUUAACAGGCAACUGAGAUCUGAAGUGACCAAGGGAGAAGAAAAGGAGAAUGCAUUACAGUCCAAAUUGGAAGCUCUUCAUGAGGAGUUGGUAGAUUUGCAAAGAACUAGUCUAGUGUUUCAGGAAGAAAAUUGUAAGCUAGUUGAGGAGAAAAACUCACUACUUGAGAGUGUUUUGGACCUCAAAGAUGCAAAGAUUGCUGCUGAACAAGAGAAUGGUUUAAUUCUGCAUGAGGCACUGACUCUAAAAAACCUUAGCUUGGUUUAUGAAAGCUUUUUAACUGAAAAGGUCUUGGAACAAAAAGCACUUGCUGAACAUCUCAGCAAUCUUCACUGCACAAACAGUGACCUCAAACAGGAGCUUGGUCUGUUAAGGAAGAAGUUUGAGUUGAAAGAAGCCGAGAAUGUUUCUCUGAAGGAGUCAGUUAAGACUAUGGACAAUGAUCUGCAGGAAGCCAAAAAUGUAAAUGACCAUUUAAGUUAUCAAAUUGAAAAUUCAGAGCAUCUUCUUGUGAAGAAGAAAGCAGAACUGUUAGAAAUGGAGGAAAGGCUAAAGGCUGCAGAAAUGUUGAAUGCAGAGUUUUGCAGAAAUAUUGAGAAAUUGAAGAUGGAACAGCAACAAUCAAGACUGGUCAACGAAAAUCUUGAGAAGCAAAUUCUUGAACUAUCAGAAGGUUGCCUGAAUCACAAAAAAGAAAUUGAAAUCCUUAAUGAAGCAAAUAGAAGUUUACUGUCUGAGAUGAGAUCAUUACGUCAGGAAGUUGAACAACAGAAGGAUAGAGAAAAAACAUUGAGCUCAGAGCUGCUGGAUAAAACAAAUGAAUUUCAACUUUGGGAGGCUGAGGCUGCUACGUUCUAUUUUGAUCUUCAGAUUUCAUCCAUUAGUGAAGCAUUGUUGGAAAAAAAGGUUAAUGAACUUACUGGAGUUUGCAUGAAACUUGAAGGUGAAAGUUCUGCAAAAAGCUUGGAGAUUAAGCAGAUGACACAGAGAGUCAGCUUACUGGAAAGUGAAGUUGGAGGACUGAAGGGGCAGUUAUCUGCAUAUACUCCAGUCAUCAGUUCUUUGAAAGAGGAUUUUACUUCUUUAGAGCACACUGUCCUUCGUCGAACAAAUACAAUGUCUGUUGUAUGCAAUCAAGAGCAAAAGGAUGAAGUGCUUGAAACUGGUCUCCAAGAAAAUAGCUAUCAAAGUUUAACUGAAAAUAAAGGUAUUUUAAUACCAGAUGGGGUUUCCGAUUUGCUAAGCAUGAAGGCAAGGAUUAGAGCAGUUGAAAAGUCAAUGGUGGAAGAAAUUGAGAGGCUUGUCAAGGAAGAAAAUCUAAUCACUAAAGCUAAUCCAAGAGGUCUGGCAAAGGUGCAUAAUGUGGAAGUUUCCCCAUAUAUAGAGAAUGACAAAAGAAAAGUACAGAAUGUAAUCAAGGAUGAGAGCACAGGUGAUCUCAACUCUUGGAGAACAAAAUUUGAAAAUGGGUCAUUGAUGAAAGAUAUUCCACUUGAUCACAUCUCAGACAAUCCAGCCUCUAAGAGUAGCAGGAGAGAGAAUAGCGGGACUGAUGAUCAGAUGCUUGAAUUAUGGGAAACUGCUGAGCAGGACUGCUGUGAUAGUUCAAUGGUCAGUGAGGCAAUGAAACAAAGUUCUGUUCCAACUGACGAUGUUAUGGCAUCCCAUCAGUCAGAUAACUCGGGUAAAUUCCAAAAUACCUCUUCAGAAUUGAAUGUAGAAAAGGAAUUGGGUGUUGACAGGCUUCAGUUGUCAAGAAGCAUAAAAGAAAGAACUCAAGAUGGCAAGAGGAGAAAGAUAUUGGAGAGGCUUGCUUCAGAUUCUCAGAAAUUAACCAUUCUUAAAACAACCGUGCAUGAUUUGAAAAUGAAAAUGGAGACAAAGAAGAGAAGCAAGAAGGGAGAUGACACUGAUGAAUAUGAAACAGUUAAAAGACAAAUAGAAGAAGUUGAGGGAGCUGUUGUGAAAUUAGUAGAUACUAAUGAUCAACUGACAAAAGAUCUGGAAGAGAGUGCCCCGUCUUUGAACAGGGAGACUUCAGUUGAGUUGGAAAAGAAUCGACACGCCCUGAGAAAAAGAGUGACAGAGCAGGCACGGAAAGGUUCUGAACAGAUAGGACGAUUGCAGUUUGAGGUGCAGAACAUCCAAUAUGUUUUGCUGAAAAUGGCUGAUGAAAAGAAGAGCAAAGGGAAGAACAGAUUCUCUGGAAAAACAGUGAUCUUGCUGAGGGACUUCAUUCAUGGUGGGAAGAAAAGUAGCAAAAGGCGCAACAAAACAGGUUUUUGUGGAUGCUCAAGGCCUUCAACUAAUGAGGAUUAAGUGAGAAAAUCUAGAGUCAUUUUGUUGUAAGUACUUGGGAUGUGUCUAAUCUAGCAUAUCAAUUUUUAAUUUUAGCUGCAAAAAAUGCUGUUAGGCUUAGGCCUUAUCUGAUCAUAGUAACUUAUUUCAGAUGUCUAUGUUUUAGCUUGCAAAAAGACUUGUGCUUAAUACGACAUUUUAGCUAAGAAGUUGCGAUGUCAUGUUUGACGCUGUUUAAG
Molecule: messenger RNA, 6170 nt
Organism: Abrus precatorius (Indian licorice)
Lineage: Eukaryota; Viridiplantae; Streptophyta; Magnoliopsida; Fabales; Fabaceae
Product: protein NETWORKED 1A-like
Exons: 5
Coding region: 502-5952 (1816 amino acids)
Cellular component (GO): plasma membrane
Molecular function (GO): actin filament binding
Source: RefSeq, a predicted model, not a curated record